GAAAAAUGUAAACAAGCGGGCCCUAUCAAAUCAUCAUGUGUUGAGUGGUUUAGGUCAAAAACUAGGAACAAGAACUGAUGGUUACUGGUCUCUUCUGCGAUUACUAAAGACUUCAGAAUUGGUAAUUUACUGAUCUCCAGUGCUGGAGUGCUGACAAAGAAGACAUAGAGUGACCGUUGAGUUUACAAUGAUGUUUGAAGUGAUACAUGAAAACAUAAUGGAGGAUGUACAUAAACAGCUGAUCUCUAACUCUAGCGCCCUUAACCACUGGCAGAUGCAAGUUGUUGGUUAUAUUGAUUUCUGUGCAAGUUUGCUAAGCCUGUGUGGAUCUUCAUCCAUUCUCAUCAGUAUUGCCUAUAAAUGGAAAGCCUAUAGCAAACAUGAGAUUCAGCCAAUUUUUUACCUGUCUUUGGCCGAUUGGUUAGCCAGCUUCUUUCUCAUGAUAUGUUGUAUAAUGUACAUGGAGACACAAUCUAAUGAUGAGGGACCAUGUUUGCUACUUACAGGAAUUACAAUGAUCUUUUAUUGCAAUACCUUCUUCUUAACGUUAUGUUACGCUGGUGAAGUGGUCCUCAAAUUGAAGUUGGUGUUGUGGGGAGUGACGCCACGCGAUGAUAUCCCAAUAUCAGUUCGAGUGGUACGACAUGUCAUGUACGCAAUAUCAUGGUUGUUCCCAAUCAUAGGUGGAAUUGUUGUGAUGUGUCUGAUCUUUCGAGAAUGGUCAAUUUCAAAGUCUGAUCCAGCACAUUUUUUUCCAGUCAUUCCCAUGGGGCAUGACUGUAGCACGUGCAUUCCUCUUUUCCACUACAAUGAAGACAUUUGUUGGGAGUGGACAACCUCAGCUUUCUUCAGGCUACGAGUGGUCGUGAAGUACCUCUUCUUGAUCCCACUCAUAUUGACAUUUGUCGGAAAUUUUGCUAUUUAUUUCUAUGCUCUAAAGUUAGUGCCACAGAUACAAAGGAAAAGAGGAAGCAUAACCAACCUAGAGCAUACUGAGAAACAGAUGACAAGAAAUAAAGCAAUUCUAUACCAGAUGGUCUUCCUCAUGUGCUGGAUACCAAGUUUAUUGCUUGGAUUCAUCUCUAUGUCUGGGUCGUUCAACAUGAACACCUUCUUUCCCUUAUUCGUCACACAGGCAUGUACAGCUCCCUUGCAAGGAUUCUGGAAUUCUUUCAUAUACGGUUGGAAGAAGGAGAGCUUUCGUCGACCAUUCAGGGUUACACGAACUGGAGACACUUUAUUAAGGUCAACUGACACUGGGUAUGGUACAAUUUGAUAAGAUAGAUGAGUUAGUCCUGUUAUGUAAGCUUUCUUUACCUCAUUCAGAACUGAGUCGUUGGACCAACCUGAAUUACAGUAAACUACAUGUACUUGUAAGUAAUUUGGUGUUACAUGUAAGUGAAGUGAUGGAUCUGGGUAAAUGGGUAUAAUAUGAUUUAGUGAAGUGGUGCUAUCAGUCUUCGUACUCUUUAAUGAGUAUUUCUGGUGUCAUAUUUUUCGUGUAACGUGAUCAUAAUAAGAAGACUAGUUAUUCAUCUACAAAAGUAUUGUAUAGUUUUACUAUAUGGUGUCAUGUGUAGUCUUGCCUGUUUUCAUCAAUGCAAAGUAACUUGCAAUGCAUUUUUUGAAUCCAUUCUGGUUCUAUGUAGGUGGUGCACUAAAUUUUCAAAGGGUUUGCCAUGUUAUGUAUGUUAACCUGCAGGUAGGAUGUGAGCAGUCUACAAAGUAGGAGCUUUUUCAAUAUAAUUAAAAUAUAUUUGUUGUUACAGAUAAACUGUCAGUCUGUAUAAUUUAUUCUCUCUGGUGCCAAAUCAUGAUUUUAGAAGUAUGAUUCAUCUCUAUAAGAGUAAUAAACAUUGACAAUCCUAGAA
Messenger RNA from Lineus longissimus, 1871 nucleotides. Its product is annotated as cyclic AMP receptor-like protein C. Gene Ontology annotation, cellular component: plasma membrane. The record is from RefSeq and is a predicted model, not a curated record. Gene Ontology annotation, molecular function: G protein-coupled receptor activity. Lineage: Eukaryota; Metazoa; Nemertea; Pilidiophora; Heteronemertea; Lineidae. The coding region runs from base 188 to 1276 and encodes 362 amino acids. Gene Ontology annotation, biological process: adenylate cyclase-activating G protein-coupled receptor signaling pathway. The transcript is spliced from 13 exons.